UCAGUUCAGUUGGAUUCAGUCACAGAGUCAGAGCGUCAGAUUCAGAUCAUCGUGGUCGCCAAAGGAUCGUAAAUAGAGUAUCAAUAUAUGUGCAUAUGCAUAUAUAGCGACGUACACGAACUGUCUCUGUCACUGAUAGCGAUCGAUAGCUGUACCUCCAUGUGUGUGCAUGAGUGGCAGCAUCAGUAGCGUACCCAAGGACCAAGGACCUCAUCCACAUAGCCCAUCAAUCUCACAGAUGCCAGUGGCGGAUUCCCCCCGAUAAAGGCAUCGAAUCGAAUUACAUCGCAUCCAUUGGACGAGGACGAGGACUAGGACUAAAGGACAGUGACUGACGCAUCCUGCGCUCGUUUGAUCGUUCGUUCGCUCGCUCGCUCGCUCUAUCGCUCUUUCGCUCGCACGCACCAAAAAAACCAAACAGAAAUACCAGAAACAAUACCAAGCAAGCCAAAAACCAAAUAAUACAAAGCUAAACAGACGCCUCAUUACCAAACAUCGAACGUUUCGUUGUCGUUUAACAAAAAAAAAAAAAAAAAAAACCAGAAGCACAGCAACCAAAUUCAAUUCAAUCAAAUCAAGUCCAAGCCAAUCCAAUCCAAUCCAAGAUCCAAUUAAAUUAAAUCAAGCCGAAUCCACGAGACAUAGAAACUGAAAAGUAAACAGUAAGAUCAACAGAUCAACGAAACCCAAAGCAAAAAGCUAAAGCAAUCAUCAGUCAAAGUCGAUAACCAAAACCAGCAACAUUCAGUUAAAAAUGGCCGAAGACGCUACCAUGGAGACAUGUCCAAGUCCUGAAACCGGCGACUCACGCAAAAGGCCACUCGAUUCCGAUCCGGAAAAUGAACAAACUAAACGCUCACAUUUCAGUUCCGGUGAGUCAGUUUGUUCUGGAAUUGAGGUUGAAAUUGAAAAUAAUAACAAUAAUCAUAUUCAUCAUGGCGAGACAACGUAUCACAUGAAAAUACUGGUGCCCGCGGUGGCCUCCGGGGCCAUCAUUGGCAAAGGUGGCGAGACGAUCGCCUCCCUGCAGAAGGACACGGGUGCUAGGGUCAAGAUGUCCAAGUCGCACGACUUCUACCCAGGCACCACCGAACGCGUGUGCCUGAUCACCGGCUCCACGGAGGCUAUCAUGGUCGUGAUGGAGUUCAUCAUGGACAAGAUCCGCGAGAAGCCCGACCUGACCAACAAGAUCGUCGAUACCGACUCAAAACAGACACAGGAGCGCGACAAGCAGGUCAAGAUCCUGGUGCCCAACUCGACCGCCGGCAUGAUCAUUGGCAAGGGCGGUGCCUUCAUUAAACAGAUCAAGGAGGAGAGCGGCUCCUAUGUCCAGAUCUCGCAGAAGCCCACGGAUGUGUCGUUGCAGGAGCGCUGCAUCACCAUCAUAGGCGACAAGGAGAACAAUAAGAACGCCUGCAAGAUGAUCCUCUCGAAGAUCGUCGAAGAUCCCCAGUCGGGCACCUGCCUGAACGUAUCCUACGCGGACGUCAGCGGCCCGGUGGCCAACUUUAAUCCGACCGGCUCCCCGUACGCCACCAAUCAGAAUGCCAUCAACUCGAGCACCGCUUCGUUGAACUCCACGUUGGGCACCACGAUCGGCGGUGCAAACUCGGCGGCCAGCCUGCUAGUCAACGGCACCGGCAUCAAUUUGUCCAUCAAUCUGGGCUCACCCAAUCCGGCGCCCAAUCUAGCGGUUGCCACACAGCUGCUCGAGCAUAUUAAGGUUGCCAUGCGCGGCUCUGGCUAUUCGGAGACCGUAACGAACGAAGUUGUCGCCGCUCUGAGCGUGCUGGCCAAGUACGGCGUCCUUGGAAUGGGCGUGGGUGUGUCGCACACCAACGGCGCCCACUCAACGCUGGGCAACUUCCUGGGCGUAACGACGCUGGACCAGCAGACAGCCGCUGCCGCAUCUGCGGCCACCGCCAGCAAUGUGUUCGGUGCCGUUGGCCAGGUAAAUCUGGAGCAAUAUGCCGCAGCGGUGGCCUCUGCAGCUGCCGCCAGCCGGCCGACGCAGUCGCAACUGGACGCUGCCGCAGUGCAAUUCGAUCCAUUCCGCCAUUUGGGCUCGGCAACGGCGCCGGCCGCCACGCCCGUCUCACUGAACAACAAUAGCUUUGGAUUGACGGCGACCACGGGAACGGCGACCACGGCGCAGCUGGGCGGUCUAAGCAAGAGUCCCACUCCCGGUGACCUUAGCUCCAAGGACUCGAAAAACGUCGAGGUGCCGGAAGUGAUUAUCGGCGCUAUCCUAGGUCCGAGCGGUCGUAGUUUAGUUGAAAUUCAACAUGUUUCUGGCGCAAAUGUGCAAAUUUCCAAAAAGGGCAUAUUCGCACCUGGCACUAGAAAUCGCAUUGUAACCAUAACUGGUCAGCCGAGUGCCAUUGCCAAAGCGCAAUAUCUAAUUGAACAGAAAAUCAACGAGGAGGAGACAAAGAGGGCGCGACAAAUUCCAUUAACCACUGUUGUGAAUUAAAAUAAAAAAAACAAAAAGUACCAUAACUAAUAUCCGAGUAAAGCAACAAAACCAGCAAUCUUAACAGAACAUCAAACAAACAGGCAAAAAGCAAAGCAACAACAAACAAACUACCCCAUACCCUCGACGGUUUUCCUCUAAAACUUGUUAAUUUCUUUGAGAAACGAGAGGAAAAUUUAAAAACCUAAAACUAAAAAGAAAUGAAAUGAAAUGAGAAGGGAUUACAAAAAGGAAACACCAAUUGUUAUGCUUGCAGCUCAGACUUAAGCAGUUAAAAGCGAAAAUAAUAAUAAUAACGUAUUGCAAAAAUCCAUAGAUUUUGUUCCAAGGCCUUCACCUCAAGAGAUUUGCUACUAACGCCCUUUGCCUACUAACGCCCUUUAAGAAAGUGAAAAACGAGAUAUGCGAAGUAGUGAAAAAUCUGUAAAAAUACUAUAUGCGUACUACCUUCUCAGCUAUACAUUGUUGCAUUUGUUUGUCACGAUCGUUAAAACGUAAAAACCGAAAACAAGUUAUAUUGCCAAUGGCCAAUUGCCAGUUAGACACAAACUAGUUGCGAAAGAAGAGCGUUUGGGUUUUUGGUUUGUUUGUGAUGCGUAUGUUUGCGUUGCGUGUUUUGUUUUUGGUACUCCCAACCAACUUAUACGAUACGAUACGUUACAUGGGGCAUAUAUACAUAUGUAUAUGUACACAGUUGUUGAGUCUUGUUUAUAUAUAUUAUCUACACACAUAUGCCCAUACAUAUAUAUAUAUACAUAUGCCACCACCCACUUACACACUUACACACCGCCCCCCCCCCCAAAAAAAAAAAACACACACCUAAUUAUUAGCAUUAUGUUGAGCUAAACGAAAAUCAAAUGUAUAAUGAGCGAGCGUUUUCAGUGAAAACUUCAGGUGAUUCUUACCCUCGAAAUAAGGUAAAUAUUUUACUACACCAACCCCCUCCUCACAGCCACCACAGACAAAAACACUUGCUAUGGCUAAUACUGCAACUGCAAACCGGCUAGUGAAAAAUACAACUUCAAAGAGUUAAGCAAACAAAAAAAAAUAAAAACAUAAAAAGAGUGACUUUGUUGACCUUUUCGUGAUUUCGUUAAAGUUUUCUGUUCCAUCUGUUCUCUGUUGUUGCCCCACUCCCUCUAAUUGCUUAUCGCUGUUAAUAUAUAUAUAUACAUAUAUAAACUUUCCACCUACGAUUCUACAGUCUGACCUCUGUAUAUGAACACUUUCGGAACGCUACAGUUGAUGUUGAUCAUGAUAAUGUUGUUUAGUUUUAAAUACAGUCCGAUCCGAUUCGAUUCAAUUCGAUCGGAUCGGAUCGAGUGGUAUUAAUGUGUUGCGCGCGCACGUGAGUCUCCUUUUGGUUAUGAUUUUGUGCUCCCGAUUUGUUACUCCUUAUAACUUUUGUUUUAUGUAUACAUAUUAUUUAUGAAAAAAAAAACACAUUGCGAUUUGUUAGUUGCCAGUCUGAGAACUGCACUUCUUACCUUUUUACUUAUUUUUUUCAUUGUCAUUUUGCGUUUGUUAACCACUAUUUUUUUGGUAAAUUUAGCACAUUUGUUUCUUACAUUCUAAUUUUAAGCCUUACAUUUUCUCACCUAAUGCAUCACAAAUAUCUUAAAAAAAAAAAAAAAAAAUUUACGAAAACAACAUAAAAAGCCUUAGCAAAACAAUUAUUUCUUUGUAAAAUAUUCACAUUAAAGCAUUCAUUUAGGGGUUUCUUCAUACGUCAAAACAAACAAUCCACCAAACAAUUUCCCUUAUUAAUUUUAAGUAUUGUGCAAUUAUUAAACAUUGUUUCAACGAACAUUUCAUAACGAUUAUAUGUACAUAUCUAUCUAGAAACGCAGUGUAAAGACAAAAGAUGUUAACAUCACAUUUAAAAAACUCCCUGUUCAUAUACACACAAAAUACACAAGGAUAAAAGUACCCAUACGAACACCACUCACCUACAGAGAGAGAAAUGCCUUACUUGUAAUGAAAUUUUUCUUAUUUACUUUAUUCCUUACACAUAUAAUUUAGAAUAACACUUCUUUUCGAUAAAUAAAACGAAGAUGAAACGAAAUUUAAAUAAAAUUUGACUACAAAACCAACAAUGAAAACCUGCAAAGUUUAUUUUCUUGUUUAUUUUUGGAGCGUUCCGCGCACCAUCCCAAUGACCACCGCAACCACCAUUACCACCCACCCAUCCACCCACCCACAAGCGCCGCACCACCACUAACCCAAUCGUGUUUCCAAACCAAAUCAGUCUACUACAACAUUAUCAUGACGAAUCAAAAUCAACUCAAUCAGACAGUCAGCCAGUCAAUCAGUCAACCACUUCUUUGCUCAGUUCGAGGUCUAUUUCGAUUUCGAUUCAAUCACUGAAAACGCUCAUCACCGUAGUGAAAUAAAAGGAAAAUGAAACAAACAAAAACCACAACGGCAACCAAUCCUAAGCUAAGUCUAUAUAUUUAAGUUGAAAGUUGUUCUUAUUAAUUUUUGCUAUUAUUGUUAAAACUUACCUACAAUUGUUCUUAUUUGUGCAAUAUUUAUAUAAUACGAUUAAAAUACAAAAUCAAGUGAAAAACAGAACAUAAAUAUAACACAAAACGAAAGAGAUGUAUAAGCAAAAACUAAAGCUAAAUGUGGAAACAAAAAUCCAGAGAGUAAAUUUGAAAGUACAGUCGUAAAUGCUAGUGUGCCUUGAAAUAUGCAUUAACAUCCAAAAAGAAAAAAAAUCGAAAACGUAAGGGGAAGGUAUAAGUAAAAAUGAUGUUGGUGUUUUAUUCGAACCUAUUAUUUUAUGAGUAUCAUAAAGAAAAACGAGAAUAAGUCAAGCCAGAGAUCGUUACAAUUUGAAAGUACAUAAAUGCAAUAGACCGUCAUAGAACAGCAGAAUUCCACAGUUUCAACUUUGAAACGUAGCUUAACAAACAACAACAGCCAAAAUCACAACAAGCAUAAGAACACAGAUCCCCCUUCGUCCACCCCACAACAACAACCAGUCAACCAAUCAAUCAGCCAAUCAAUCAGCCAAUCAGUCAACCAACCAAUCAACCUACCAAUCCAACAACAAACGACAUUUAUUUCUACUUCUUCGCCUUACGUCAGAUCGGGAGUGCAACGAACCUACUUCAGAGCCCCCAGAAUCGAAGCACUAUAUCUAUAUGGUCUAUCUAUCGCAAUUCCCAGCAUACACACACACACACACACACAUACACACUCACAACCACACGCUCACAUGAGAUACACCUGAGUAACACACACUCACAUGAGACACACCUCUUCUCCCAUACAUUCACACAUUCGUACUAAAUAUCAGUAUCACUUGCGCCUGCUCACUGAGUUAUGUUUAAUGUAUGAGUUUUAUAUGAUAUCUAAACGUAGUAGAGGAAGGAAGAAGAAAUAAACACAAAUAUAUAUACUUAUAUUUGUACUGGAUCUGUGAUAUGUAUUUAAAAACAACAAAGAAAAAGAAAAACAACAAAACAAAGCAAAAAUAUAUUUAUUAAAAGGAAGUCAAACGAUACUUGAAAUUAAUUAUGAAAUAAUUAAUUUUUUAAUGAGACAACUAAGAGAAAUGAAAAGCUUUACUUGAAAAGCAAAAAAAUCUCCCCCGAAAUCAAGUUCUCAAUUCAUCGAUGCAUGGACAGUUCGCUAGAGUCUAGACUCCAGGCUCCAAGCUCCAGACUCCAGGCUCCAGGCUCCAGAGUCUAGAGUCCCCAAUCCCAUAUGCAUACGUAUUCACCGCAAAAGGUCUUUGCCAGUUCCAAUCACUCCGUUUCCCAGAAAUGUCCGAUUUGCGAGCCAAUAGAGUAGAUCCCCCCGCGUGGCUGAGGGGGCGUGACGAAGGGAAGAUGGGAAAAUGGGAAAAUGGAGCUACUCGGGUGUCGAACCGAUCGGAUGAGAGGUCAGAUCCGAUCCCAUCGGUUCAAAGGACCCACCCGCGUCCCGCUUUCGACGUGUUUAUGCUUGUUUGGAUUUUAUUGUUUAAAUGCGUUUGUUAUUUGCUGUACAAAUUGAAGCUUCACGCAACCCGCAAAAAACCAUAGUUGGGUGGCUUCAGCACCGCCUGCCCCAAAUGCAAGCUGCAAUUUGGAAGUUGCAAGUUGCACCAUUUAGGCAGAGUCCUUCGGCCGCAUGAUUGCUUUGUGCUUUCCAUCGAUGCUUUCCACUGUUACUGCCACUGGCAUCCACGAGAACCCACUUAUCAGGCACAUUCGUCACGCAACUCAUCCUCUAUCGAGCACCAACACCCUCUCCCGAGCACCAACUAUCCAACUAUUCAGCUAUCCAAGAAAUCAACUAUCCGCUGCAACCCGAUACUAAACUAGUAAACUUUGGAAAGACGUGCGCAUUCAUUCAGUUCGAUUCACCCAGUACACAGACGAGUUUUAGAAGCUUAGGAGUUUUAUUAACUUAUUGAAAGGCAUCUAUAAACAAUAACGAUGGAGGGAUGGAUAGGUGGUAGGGAAAAAAAAGUAAUACAGCUGUUAUUUCAACGACGGAGUCUAUUAGUGUUAAAGUAGUAAGCAUAAAAGCGACUUUUAUUAACUAUAUACAUACAGUGCAUAAAUAUCUAAAGUAAUUCAAAUUCAACUUUGAACAUUUUGAAGAAUGAGAAAAAACCCAACAAGAAAUAUAGCGAAGUUGCCAUUAAUUUUGCACUUCGAAAUGAAAUCCGCAUGUUGCUAAAAAUACAAAUAUGUAAAGAGGAGUUCAAUUUAUCAAUCAAAUCUCGUAUAGUACAUACAAAUAUUGCAUACAUACAUAACUACAUACUUAAAGCGAAGAGAAGCGAGCGAUGAGAGUAACUUUAAUUAUUAUUUGUUAUGCUUUGCCACCCACACUGUUAUUAGAACAAUUAAACAUUACGAUGCGUAUGCAUUAUACAUACUCGUAUAUAAAUGUACACAUACACCCCAUAUGCAUAUGGUAUACCUGUACGUAUACCAACAUACAUGGAAGAUGUUGCGAAUAUGUUUGCGAUUUGAUGCGAACCCCGCUGGUAUUUGAUAGGUCGGAGAACUAACUGAAUCAUUAUAUAACCUCAUUAUAGCAUUGUAUGUAUAAAAUUCUAUCGGAAAACUCGAUCGGCCGAAACAAUUCGGCUGCGGAGACGAUCAUUCAGCAGCCACAACAAGAAGCAUACAACAUUAGUAAAAUAUUAAAUACUAUAUAUAUAUACACAUACACUAAAGGUAUAAAACGUAGUCGUUAGUGUGAUAAAUAAAAUUAAUAUUAAUUAAUUCAAGCAAAUAAAAGUGGUUUAACGAUUCAAACAAAAGAACCCAGUACCCAAAAAAAAGAGGAACGUGCAGGGCCUCAAUUUCCGACAAUGAAAACUGCAGCUCGGCACGGACCCCAAAAGCUAUUUAUUUAUCUGCGUUUCCAUUUGGCACAAUUCAUUUAGCACACAUGGGUCUGCAGCAAAACCAAUAUGUAAAGUAGCCGAAAAAAAGAUUUUAAAAAACUCCCUCAAUCGAAUGAUCGAAAGAAGUUAGCCCCAGGCACGAGAUAUUGCUGUGCAGUAUGGGAUGUGCGGGCGGUAAAUAUACCUUAGCCGUAAUGCCGUUAAAUGAUCCUAGCCAUAAGUCAUAUAAUUCAUGAAACUACAUCACAGUCAUAGUGAAAACAACAUACUAUAUUUCAAUGAAAUCUUAUUCAGUGUACAAAAUAGUUAACGGCAAAUGAAUAUUAACUUUCGGAUCGUAACAAGUAAAAGUCGAAUUUUCGAGUCUUCUUCACUUAAACACUUUCGCAACCCAAAACUAGGCCGUUGCAUACGUGAGUACCUUAGAAAACAGUAACAAAAGUUAAAUAGAAAUUACGGCCUUCACGAUAUCUGGCCAAUAUCAAAAAAACAGCAACAGGUCCCGCUCCCCGAAAGUCAUUUCGCUCAACUCGUAGUAGUUCCCUCAUUUCUCACAUACAAGCGACUAGAGAUCCCCAAAAAUACAAUCGAUUCGGUAGCAUUACUUUGCGAUCCUCUGAAAGUUUCCCCCGAGACCUAGGACAUCCAUUGCGCUCAUGGGGAUAUAUGUAUCUCACGAUCUAGAAACACUAGUGCACUCUUCACUCGACGUCAAAUUCCGAUGCACACUAUAGGCAUUACGAACAGCAGCAGCAGCAGAAGCCACACUUUUCGAUCUCUCAAUAGUUUCAUAGAGAAGAAUUAAUUAUAAUGAUAUUGACACGGAUCGAUGAUGGUCAUUCGAAAGCGCGGAACAUUAGCAAAAAACAAAAAAACAAGCAAAACAUCAUGGAAACUCAUUCAAAAGUAAAAGUACUAAAUCUUUUAUGAUUUGACUGUGAUAAUAAUAAUGACAAAAUGAGAAAUGAAGUCGGAAGGUGUAAACAAAUUAACGUAUAUAGAGUAUUUAAAUGUAUGUAAAUACAAUGCAAAUGUAAUAUUAACCUAGGUGCGAAACGAAAUGAUGGCUCCAAGAAAACAGCGCGGAAUAAGGCAAAUAGCAAUCCGGCAAUCCGGUGUGUGGAGAAAGUAGAGAUUGUUGAUUAAAUAGCCGUAAUGAAAACGAAAAUUCGUUGCGCAGAGUAACAAGUUUUACUUAUACAUAUUAGCAAAAUAUUUAAAUAAAAUUUUAGCAAACCAAAUCCCUUUCUGAGUGCAAACGAACCCAAAAUAAAAGGCAACUGAAGGUCCUAAUUGAAGUAAACAAAUUAAAUGCGAAAUGAAAUCAACGAUAUUUAGUUAUGCUCUAUUUACAAAGUAUAAUCAAUUGAAGUUUUUUAAAAAUCAAGUAGCAAAGCAAACGAUUUUAUAGAUUUAUUCAUUUAGCAUUUGAAAAUCGCUAUGGUAAAAGUUCACACAUAACCACGGUAUAAAAUAGGUUUUCUUCAUUUCGCUCAAUUUCAUUUAAAGAGGUAUAGAUUUGAACAAAAAAAAAAAACCAAAAACCAAAACGUACGACAAGUAACAGAAAAAUAGUCUAGUGAAAUCUUUAAACAAUUAAAUCAAAAGGUAUCCCUACAAGAAGAUUCUUUAAAGUAGCUCAUUCAAGUUUUAAUAAAUCGAGAAAAACAUAAUUUUUGCAAUUAAACAAAACGAUAAGAAAUUCUGUACAAUUGCGAACGAAAAGUAUGCAAACAGUUACUCCUCUCUACAUACAUAUAUAUGCAUAGCUAUAUAACCCCAAGUGAAUCAUACUCGAACAAAAAAAUGAAAACGAAAAUGAAAAAGAAAAUUAAUAAGAAAAUGAACAAGAUUAUAAUGCAGAUUGCGACUAAAACUUUACGGUAAUGGCGCGCUAAACGGCCAAUAAUAAAAUGAAAGCUAAGCUAGGUAGGCGAUGGAUCGGUACCGACGUUAGGUACAGUGCGGAACAUACAUGUAUAUCGAAUGUAAUGGUUAUGUUAUGUAAUGCGUUGGCGCAUCUGUAUGUAUGUAAUAGUAUUUAUAGAAAAUUUGUUGAAUACAUAUAUACACACGCAGACACACAAACACAGAGAAACACUCCAACCAGGAAAGCCAAUAAGUGCAUACUACAUACACAGAAACAUUAUAACGAUCCGCAUCCAGGAUGGAAAAUUAGAAAUGCAAAGUUAGGACGGUACAUAAAUGAAUUACGUGAAUUACACACUACACAUUUAAGAACGAUUAUAUAAAAAUGACAAAACUAAUAAAAAUUAUAUUAUAAUUCAAUGAGCU
Messenger RNA from Drosophila melanogaster (fruit fly), 10124 nucleotides. It is a transcript of the gene ps, whose product is annotated as pasilla. Lineage: Eukaryota; Metazoa; Arthropoda; Insecta; Diptera; Drosophilidae. Gene Ontology annotation, molecular function: nucleic acid binding; RNA binding. Bases 755 to 2473 code for a protein of 572 amino acids. The transcript has 7 exons. The record is from RefSeq and is marked reviewed. Gene Ontology annotation, biological process: regulation of gene expression. Gene Ontology annotation, cellular component: nucleus; cytoplasm.